AUGGCUGAGCCCGGUCUAAUGCCAACGGACCUGGCAAGCCAGUAUCGGGCCAUAUACCGCGCGCAGUUCAAGGCAGACGUCGCUGCAGGCACCAAGCAGCCGCUUUUCUUCCAUUUGCUAUUGCUGGGUAUUCACAUCAUACCAGCACUAUAUCUGGCGAUCCCGCACAAGCGUCGCCCCUGGCUCUACCAUGCGCGGUGGCUGGUGCUCGCAGCCACGACCUCUUUCCAUGUGUGGAUGAUACGCACUACCUCCAGUACGAACUUUGCAUUUGCAUAUGGGACGGGACUAGUGGCCUCCUGGGGGAUUAUCUGGAACUUCACCUUGUUGGUCUGGACGAGGCCGCAGUGGGAUGCCAAGAGGGUUGAGAGGUUCAAGAACACACGAUCUCGGGGGGAAUCAAGUGCGAGCAGUGCCAAUGGAGAAGUAGGAAGGAGACCAGGCGCUACGAAUGGAGCAAUCGGGAAUGGUCCCGCAACACAGGCAAAUGGCCAUACCACGCCUGCUGCUACUACAGCUCUUCCAGAAACAAAUGGCAAUGCAUCCCGUGCCGGCCCCGAGCAGAGACUGAGGGAUCGAAAGAGAGCCGCCAAUGGACAUAUGUCUAAUGGCUCAGCAGUGGAAGGGGAAGAUGGAGAACGGCGGAUGCAGGAGCCACAUACCGCAAUAUUAGAACGAGCGAAUUGCAACGGACAUAGUGAGGUGCCAGGAGAUGUCAAUGAGACCAGCGCAAGCCAGCAAUUUGUAUACGAGUGGCAGGAAUUCCCGGAGAGCGCACCCUUCCUUACGCGCCUCGAUUGGGCCGUGGACAUUGCUACCACGAUGAGGAUGACUGGUUGGAAUUGGGCAAUUCCAGUGCUGCCCCCUUAUCGGCCUCCACCAUGGUUCAGUGAGGACAGCGUCAACCAGCUACCCCUUGAAUUCGUACGGAACGACAGCCGCCAGGGUUACACGCGCGUGCGAACCCGCGGAGAACUCUUCUUGGGGCGUUUUGUACUCUCCAUGCUCCCGGCCUACAUCAUCCUCGACGCCUGCGCCACCUUCAUGCUGCAGGACCCCUAUUUCGUGCUCGGCCCGAACAGCCUCCCGCUGCCGCCGCACCUGGCGGCGAUGAACCCGCUGUGGCUGUCCUUCCGCCGGACUCUCUACUCGUUCGUAGGCAUCAUCGCGGCGCUGCAGAUGGCCUGGAACUUUGGCGCCCUGUGCCUCGCCUUCCUCGCCCCGCCCGUCCUCGGCUUCCGCGCGGACCCCUGGCAUCUUCCCACCAUGUCGGGGUCGUUCCUCGAGGUCCUCGACCGCGGCCUCGCGGGAUUCUGGGGCAGCUGGUGGCACCAGACGUUCAGGUUCGGGUUCGCCGCGCCGACGAAGUGGCUGAUUCGCCAGGGGUACCUCACGAAGGGGUCCACGGCAGCCGGUAUCGUCGGCGCGCUCAUAGCAUUCGUGCAGUCCGGUUUCUUACACUCGAUGGGCAGCUACACGACGGUGCCGGAAAGCCGGCCCUGGGACCCACCGAUCUUCUUCUUCCUGUCCGGGGUUGGCACGCAGUUGCAGGCGGUACUUGCGCGUCUGUUCAAAGCUCGCAUCGAACAGAUGCCUCGCUGGGUCAAGAGAAUCAGCAACCUUGCAUUUGUAUUCAUAUGGCUUCACAUCACCUGCAAGUUCUUGCUGGAUGAUUUCGGCCGGAGUGGGCUGUGGCUGUGGGAGCCAGUCCCGUUCUCUUUCGUCCGGUGGCUGGGGUAUGGCAUUCCAGGAGACUUUUGGUGGCGAUGGGACCGGGACUCAUUCCCGCGCUGGUACACCGGCAAGCAUUGGUGGACCUCAGGCAUUGGUAUUUAA
Neoarthrinium moseri is the source of this 1836-nucleotide messenger RNA. RefSeq lists its product as uncharacterized. Gene Ontology annotation, biological process: lipid metabolic process. The coding region runs from base 1 to 1836 and encodes 611 amino acids. The record is from RefSeq and is a predicted model, not a curated record. The transcript is spliced from 2 exons. NCBI's taxonomy places the organism in Eukaryota, Fungi, Ascomycota, Sordariomycetes, Amphisphaeriales, Apiosporaceae.